This is a messenger RNA of Penicillium digitatum Pd1, 102 nucleotides long. The record is from RefSeq and is a predicted model, not a curated record. Lineage: Eukaryota; Fungi; Ascomycota; Eurotiomycetes; Eurotiales; Aspergillaceae.
AUGAAACCUGUGGUCUGGAUUGGAAAAUCUGUGUCCUAUGCUCCGUGGAGUCCCUUGCCAGGCUUAUGGUCCAUAAUGAUCGUGGCUUUGCCAUCUUUGUAG